This is a messenger RNA of Danaus chrysippus (African queen), 1884 nucleotides long. The record is from the annotation of a GenBank genome assembly. NCBI's taxonomy places the organism in Eukaryota, Metazoa, Arthropoda, Insecta, Lepidoptera, Nymphalidae.
UUGAAAUGCCCUACGUGCGGGAAAAAUUACAAGAGACGAGCCUGGUACAUUAAACACCUAAAAACACAUAAUGGUGUUGAAGCGCGACAAUCGUUGGUAAGUUCUUCAAUUAUCACUUCGGAUAGAGUUGACCCUCACGUAUCCCAUGGUGAACCAUUAACUGGAAACCACCAGGAGUCCAUUAACAUCCGGACACGUCUUAGCAUUCCUAACAUGAAACAAUCGACUUGGAAAGUUCACGACGACAAUUUAGCGGUCCUGUUAGAGCAUCCGGGCUCGAAGCAGGAAUUGAACUCGCAGGUAGAAACUUUCCAAAAUACCGUUUAUGACUACUUCAACGAGCAAUAUCCACCACGUAAUCAUUACGCUCGCAAAAAUAAAGAAAAUUCGUUCAAGAUAAAAAUGAGGAAGAAAAAACGGGAAUUAAUAAAAAAUCUACGUAUAGCCAAAGCUCUAGGCGACAACCACCUUAGUCAUCAGCUAGCUAGGGCGUUAAGGUCAAUCCUUAAAUUAAUUCAAGGAAUAUCGGCACAAACUGCAGAAUAUCGCGGUAAUUUUGACCGGGCCAAACAGGAAGUAGAUUUCGAUAAAAACCCUUUUGAGUAUUCGAAAACCAUUUUUAAGAAAGAACGCGGACAGCUUCUCUUGACCAAUGAUCAAAUUUACGACCAUUUCAAGAGCACAUACGAAGUGCCUAAAAGUGUAAGGCUCUAUACGGAUCCAAACGAACAAAAACCGGAAAUUCCUCAUAUCGAUUUUCACGGCAUACCACCAACGUUAGACGAAAUAAGUAGUCACAUAAAGAGGAAAUCAUCUAAAUCUGCACCGGGCCCCGAUGGUAUCCCAUAUAUAGUCUUUAAAAAAUGUCCAUCGGUUCGUAAACACCUCAUAAAUAUAUACGGCAAAAUCUGGUCAAGGAAGCAAAUCCCGGAGUGUUUCGGGAAAGCAAUUUUUGUCCUCAUUCCCAAAAAAGAUCGAGUUACCGAUCCGAAAGAUACUAGACCGAUAGCCUUAACAAAUACAAUAUCUAAAAUCUUUUUCUCGGUCCUACAAACGAGAAUGACGCGAUUCAUGCUCAGCAACAAGUAUUUUAGGCCAAAUCACCAGAAAGGGUUUCUACCCGGGAUUUCUGGAUGCCUAGAACACAACACCUUGCUGUCGGAGAGUUUGAAAGAUGCUAGAAAAAGCGAGCGGCAAAUUACAGUUUGUUGGAUAGACUUAGAGAACGCGUUCGGGUCGAUACAACACGAGUUGAUGCUAUUCGCGCUUAGAUGGUAUAACUUUCCACCCUUAGUUAGCGAUAUGAUUGCGUCGUAUUACUCAAAAUUAAAGUUUUCUAUUAUAACUAAAGAAGGCCCUUCAAAAAGUUUGAGUUACAAUGUAGGACUAUUCCAAGGGUGCUGUUUAUCUCCAAUAGUAUUUAAUAUUAUAAUCAAUAUCCUAGUAGAUAAACUUAUCAGCAAUGAGAAAAAAUGGGGGUAUCGGUUUAAGUUCAAUAACAAAUACACGGAAUCCAUUUUAGCCUUCGCUGACGAUCUCGCAAUACUGACACGUCUCCCCAAACACUGUCAAGUACUAUUGGAUGAAGUGGAUAAAUUCUGUGAGUGGACGGAUGGAUUGAGGACAAAACCAAGUAAAUGUCACUGUCUGUGUCUUGGUAGGCGGAAUACAAGAUACACCUCAUACGAUCCGGGACUAUCGAUAGGCGGUCAAUGCGUUUCUACGGUUACGGAAAAUGCACCAUUCAAGUUUCUCGGUCGUAAGAUUGAUAAUAUAGGUCGUACUCCAUCUUUAGAAGGAAUAGUAGAUAGCUUUUUAAAUGAUCUCAACAAGGUAGAUAGCCAGCAGAUCAGUAACGUAAAAAAAAGCAUGGAUCUACGAUAA